Myxocyprinus asiaticus (Chinese sucker) is the source of this 6715-nucleotide messenger RNA. Its product is annotated as dedicator of cytokinesis protein 1-like. The transcript has 52 exons. The coding region runs from base 134 to 5725 and encodes 1863 amino acids. The record is from RefSeq and is a predicted model, not a curated record. Gene Ontology annotation, cellular component: cytoplasm; plasma membrane. Gene Ontology annotation, biological process: small GTPase-mediated signal transduction; cell migration. Gene Ontology annotation, molecular function: small GTPase binding; guanyl-nucleotide exchange factor activity. NCBI's taxonomy places the organism in Eukaryota, Metazoa, Chordata, Actinopteri, Cypriniformes, Catostomidae.
UGGCGCCUAGUUAGAUGUGUCUCCCCACUCCUACACAGAAAACACAAACUCUGUGGAAAAACUCUGGAUAUACACCGGGAAUACCGACGACAACAUUCACGAGCCGCUUUCCACAACACUUUCAUGUGUGAGAAUGAUGCGCUGGGUGCCCACGAAAAAGGAAAAGUACGGUGUCGCCAUCUAUAACUAUGAUGUGCGCUGUGAUGAAGAGUUGUCCUUACAAAUUGGAGACACCGUACACAUUCUGGAGACAUACGAAGGAUGGUAUCGAGGGUAUCGGCUGAGGAGAAAAUCAAAAAAGGGUGUGUUUCCUGCUUGUUAUGUACAUCUAAAGGAAGCCACGGUUGAAGGCAGUGGGCAAAAAGAGACAGUUAUUCCUACUGAGCUGCCGUUGGUUCAUGAGGUCACGACUACGUUGCGAGAAUGGGCGGCAAUAUGGAGGGAACUCUACGUGGGUGACAGGCGUGAAAUGUUUAACACAGUGCGGGACAUGAUCUACGACUUGAUUGAAUGGCGUUCACAGAUCCUGUCCGGCACCCUCCCGCAGGAUGAGAUGUCAGAACUCAAACAGAAAGUCACCUCCAAGAUGGACUAUGGGAACAAGUAUUUAGACUUGGAUCUGGUGGUGAGAGAUAAAGAUGGGAAUAUUUUAGAUCCUGACCUGACCAGCACCAUCAAUCUGUUCCGAGCGCACGAAACCGCGUCCAAACGGAUUGAAGCUCGCAUCCAAGAGGAGAAGUCUCAGAAGCAGAACUUGGAUUUGAGCAGGCAGGCGAAGUUUGCCUCGACGCCCUCCUUCGCUCUGUUCGUCACGCUCAAGAACGUUGUGUGCAAAAUAGGAGAAGACGCAGAAGUGCUUAUGUCACUAUACGACCCGAUUGAGUCCAAGUUUAUCAGUGAAAACUAUCUUGUGCGCUGGUCCAGCUGUGGUUUGGUGAAAGACAUUGAUCAACUUCAUAACCUGCGUGCUGUGUUUACCGAUCUGGGCAGUGAGGAUCUGAAGAGGGACAAAAUCAGUUUCGUUUGUCAGAUCGUUCGAGUGGGCAGAAUGGAACUCCGAGAUAACAACACUAAAAAAUUAACGUCUGGCCUCCGCAGGCCCUUUGGCGUGGCAGUAAUGGACGUUACUGACAUCAUCACCGGCAAAAUGAACGAUGAAGACAAGCAACACUUUAUUCCGUUCCAACCGGUGGCAGGCGAGAAUGACUUCCUCCAGACCGUCAUCAACAAGGUCAUCGCUGCCAAAGAGGUCAAUCACAAAGGUCAAGGUUUGUGGGUUACACUGAAGUUGCUUCCAGGUGACAUUCAUCAGAUCCGAAAAGAUUUCCCACACCUGGUGGACCGAUCCACUGCCAUAGCUCGCAAAAUGGGCUUCCCGGAAAUCAUCAUGCCAGGUGAUGUUCGGAAUGACAUUUACAUGACACUCGUCCAGGGGGAUUUUGAUAAAGGCAGCAAGACGACGCCUAAGAACGUGGAGGUCACCAUGUCUGUACACGAUGAAGAUGGCAAGAAAUUGGAGAGCGUGAUCUUCCCUGGUGCCGGUGAUGAAGGCAUUCUGGAGUACAAAUCGGUCAUCUACUACCAGGUCAAACAGCCACGCUGGUUUGAAACCAUCAAGGUCGCAAUUCCGAUUGAAGACGUCAACCGGAGUCAUCUUCGCUUCACCUUCAAACACAGAUCAUCUCAAGAUUGCAAGGAUAAAUCAGAGAAGAACUUUGCUUUGUCGUUUGUCAAGCUGAUGAGAUAUGACGGCACAACACUGAGAGAUGGGGAGCACGAUCUCAUCGUAUAUAAGGCCGAUGCCAAGAAAUUGGAGGACUCGUCCUUGUAUCUCAACUUGGCCUCCAGCAAACCAGAGAUGGAAGAGAAGAUUCUUUCUUCAGGGAAGAACACGCAGAAUCUCGGGAGCUUCACCAUCAGCAAAGACUCGUUCCAGAUCUCUACGUUGGUGUGCUCCACUAAACUCACACAGAACGUUGAUCUCCUGGGGCUUCUGAAGUGGAGAUCAAACACAAGUUUACUACAGCAGAAUCUACGUCACCUCAUGAAGGUGGAUGGAGGAGAGGUCGUCAAGUUUUUGCAGGACACUUUGGACGCUCUCUUCAACAUUAUGAUGGAGAAUUCAGACAGUGAAACAUUCGAUACGCUAGUGUUUGAUGCUCUGGUCUUUAUAAUCGGACUGAUUGCUGACAGGAAGUUCCAUCACUUUAAUCCUGUUCUGGAGACAUACAUCCGCAAACACUUCAGCGCCACCCUCGCCUAUACAAAACUGAUGAAAGUUUUGAAGAACUAUGUGGAUAAUGCCGAGAAGCUCACAGACCAGCUGCUGAAAGCCCUGAAAGCUUUGGAGUACAUCUUCAAAUUCAUCGUGAGGUCUCGUGUUCUCUUUAACCAACUCUACGAGAACAAAGGCGAGAGUGAUUUCAUGGAGUCCCUUCGGAAUCUCUUUGCCUCGUUUAACGCCAUGAUGAACAGCAAUGCCGACGGUACCAGCGGGGUGAAGGGUGUGGCACUGAAGUACGUCCCCACUAUUGUCAAUGAUCUCAAACUGGUCUUCGAUCCAAAGGAGCUCAGUAAGCUGUUCAGUGAGUUUAUUCUCAAAGUUCCUCUGGGUCGUCUGGUGAAGCAGAAGUUGAAUUGCAUGAUCGACAUUGUUCAUAGCGACUUGUUCACCCAACAUGACUGCAGGGAGAUCCUCCUGCCUCUGAUGACAGAUCAGCUGAAGUUUCACCUGGAGAGUGGAGAAGAGCUGGAUUCCUGCUGUCAGUUACUCAGCAACAUCCUGGAAGUGCUCUACAGGAAAGAUGUGGGUCCAACGCAGUUGCACGUCCAAAUAAUAAUGGAGAAACUUUUGAGGACUGUAAACAGAACGGUGAUCUCAAUGGGCAGAGACUCAGCUCUCAUUGGCAGUUUUGUAGCAUGUAUGACGGCCACUCUGAGGCAAAUGGACGAUUAUCACUACACACACCUCAUCAGCACGUUUGGGAAGAUGCGCUCGGAUGUGGUGGAUUUCCUCAUGGAGACGUUUAUCAUGUUUAAGGAUCUUAUCGGGAAGAAUGUCUAUCCUGCUGACUGGGUCAUAAUGAACAUGAUGCAAAAUAAAGUGUUCCUGCGAGCUAUCAAUCAGUACGCUGCCGUACUCAGUAAGAAGUUCCUUGACCAAACCAACUUUGAGCUGCAGCUGUGGAAUAACUACUUCCACCUCGCUGUGGCAUUCCUAACUCAGGAGUCUUUGCAAUUGGAGAACUUCUCAAGCGACAAACGGGCAAAGAUCUUCCAAAAGUAUCAAGACAUGAGACGACAGAUUGGCUUCGAGAUCAGAGACAUGUGGUAUAACCUGGGUCCACACAAGAUCAGGUUCAUCCCUGAGAUGGUGGGUCCAAUUCUAGAGAUGACAUUAGUUCCGGAGAUCGAACUGCGUAAAGCCACGAUCUCCAUCUUCUUCGACAUGAUGCAGUGCGAGUUUCACUUCAGACGCUGUUUCCAAACGUUUGAGAAUGAGAUCAUCACCAAGCUGGAUCAUGAGGUGGAAGGCGGCAGAGGAGACGAGCAAUACAAACUCCUGUUUCAGAAGAUUCUGUUGGAGCACUGCAGGAAACACAAGUAUCUGGCUAAAAGUGGUGAAACCUUUGUGACUCUGGUGGUCCGUCUGUUGGAGAGACUUCUGGACUACAGAACCAUCAUGCACGAUGAGAACAAAGAGAACCGCAUGAGCUGCACUGUGAACGUACUGAAUUUCUACAAGGAGAUCGAGAGAGAAGAGAUGUACAUCAGGUAUCUGUAUAAACUCUGUGACCUGCAUAAAGAGUGUGAUAACUACACAGAGGCUGGAUACACACUGCUGCUGCACGCCAAACUCCUCAAGUGGUCUGAAGAGGCAUGUGCCGCCCACCUGACGCAGAGAGACGGUUACCAGGCGACCACUCAGGGUCAACUCAAAGACCAGCUCUACCAGGAGAUCAUCAAUUACUUCGACAAGGGCAAGAUGUGGGAGGAGGCCAUUAUCCUGGGAAAGGAGUUAGCCGAACAGUACGAGAACGAAAUGUUUGACUUUGAGCAGCUGAGUGCUUUGCUGAGGAAGCAGGCUCAGUUUUAUGAGAGCAUCGUCAAGGUAAUUAGACCAAAGCCAGACUACUUCGCUGUUGGUUAUUAUGGGCUGGGCUACCCCUCGUUCCUCAGGAAUAAGAUGUUCAUUUAUCGUGGAAAGGAGUAUGAACGGUGGGAGGAUUUUGUGGCACGACUGCUUACUCAGUUCCCCAAUGCUGAAAAGAUGAAGACCACGACUCCAGCCAGUGAGGACAUCAAGAACUCUUCUGGACAGUACAUUCAGUGUUUCACAGUGAAGCCCAUUCUAGAACUACCACCCAAAUUUCAGAACAAACCAGUGUCAGAGCAGAUCGUGAGCUUUUACACUGUAAACGAAGUUCAGAAGUUCCAGUAUUCACGACCGGUCCGGAAAGGAGAGAAAGAUCCAGAUAAUGAGUUUGCUAACAUGUGGAUUGAACGGACAACUUACGUCACGGCAUAUAAACUGCCCGGCAUCCUGCGCUGGUUUGAAGUCAUGUCGGUCUCAGCUGAGGAAAUCAGUCCUUUGGAGAAUGCCAUGGAGACCAUGCAGCUGACCAAUGAAAAAAUCAACAACAUGGUUCAGCAGCACCUCAGUGACCCGAGCCUUCCCAUUAACCCCCUCUCCAUGCUGCUCAAUGGCAUUGUGGACCCAGCUGUCAUGGGCGGCUUCACUAAUUAUGAGAAGGCUUUUUUCACAGAGAAAUACAUCCAGGAACACCCAAAUGACCAAGAGAAGAUUGAAAAGCUAAAGGACCUGAUUGCCUGGCAGAUCCCAUACCUGGUUGAAGGAGUUCGUAUCCAUGGCAAGAAGGUGACGGAGGCUCUUCGGCCAUUUCACGAGCGUUUGGAGGCGUGUUUCAAACAGCUCAAAGAGAAGGUGGAGAAACAGUAUGGCAUCAGAACACUACCUCCCAUGUCGGAUGAACUCCGGGGCAGUCGACCACGUUCGAUGGUUCGGUCAUUCACCUUGCCGUCAUCUCAGAGGCCGCUGUCUGUCGUGUCUGUGAGGUCCAUAUCAUCAGACAACUCUCCCUCCAGACCGGGAUCAGACGGAUUUGCCUUGGAGCCUCUCUUACCAAAGAAGCUACAUAGUAAGUCUCAGGACAAGUUGGACCGAGACGAACCUGAGAAGGAGAAAAGGAAGGAGAAACGGAACAGUAAACAUCAGGAGAUUUUCGAAAAAGAGCUGAAGGCCACUGAUUUUCCCCUGCAGUCCAAUGAGGCCGUUAUACUGUCAGAGACUAUCAGUCCUUUGAGACCCCAGAGGCCGAAAAGUCAGGUGAUCAACUUGCUGGGCGAGAAGAGGCUCUCUGUGUCACCAGGACCCCCUGCCAACUCAACUGCACCCACCGUCCCGCCCCCCAUCACCCCCCGAGCCAAACUACAAUUCAGCUUACUGUCUGGAUCCAAUCUAGAACUUAAUGGGACGAGUUAUGGAGAUAAGGGCGAAACUCCACCCCCACUUCCUGUCAAAAGCAGCAUGGGUGACUAUGGAAACCUGAUGGACAACUCAGACCUGGCCAGUCCAACCACACCCCCUCCACCACCGCCACACCAGCGGCACCUCCCACCCCCCUUACCGAGCAAAACCCCUCCUCCUCCUCCUCCAAAGACCACUCGGAAGCAGACCUCCAUCGACUCGGGAAUCAUCCAGUAAGCGAGAAGACACCUUCGGCAAAUGGAGACAUCAGUGUCGCUCCCCUCUUCCAAUGAUUUUCUGUCAACAUCCCUGACAGCAGACGUGAUGAAUACAUCACCUCGGCUCCUCUAUAACAGCUGAUUAUUCUGUGUUCAGAGGAAGCUGUCCACUGCCGGAUCACUCCUCAAAGCGUCAACACAAUUGAUAAAACAUGCUGCGAAACACAGUUUAUUUCGUAUCACUCCUCGCCAGACACGAGCAUAUAUAGAUGCAGUGUAACUGGAGUCUGGGAAUUCUGAGUAUUUUUGGCAGAGGGAGCACAUUAUACUUAUGAAAUUACACUUGACGAUGGAUAGAGAUUUGGCCGUUGGGUGGGAAUAUGAUUAGGAGAUGUUAUUUAUCAACAUUUAUAAAGGGUUAGUUCACCCAAAAAUGAAAAUUCAUCCUUUACUCACCCACUUAUGUUGUUCCAAACCUGUAUGACUUGCUUUCUUCUGUCGAACACAAUGAAAAGGUUUGGUCGCAGAAGAAAUAGUCAUACGGAUUUGGAAUAACAUGAGGGUGUGUAAAUGAUGACAGAAUUUAAAUUUUUGGGUGACACAAGACCAACGCAAGCUACUUGGUUUGUUGCAUAAUCCCCUUUUUGUCAUUUUUACAUGAUCUUUUUAUCCUCAAUAUAUACACAUUGAUGUACAGGGGUUUGUAUAUAUGAUUUUAUUUGUAUUUGUUUCUUAAGAAGUUAAUUUUAUCUUUUUUGUAUUCGCGAUGCAUUUAAACAAUUGGCAUUUUUAUCGAAAAGAGGCUUAUUGAACUUGGGAGGGACAGUAAAAGGUAUUCUUAAAAGUAUAUUGAUUUUAUGUCAUGCUGUCAUUUUUUCUUUCUUAUUUGGAGUGAAAACAACUAAAUGUUAUUGUACCAGUCAAGCAUAUAAACCACAUAAUCGCAAGAUCAUGCAUAUCAAUAACAUUGACUGCUCCAAAUUCACUACUGACUUAUGAAUAAACUCAA